AUGAGUUGUUAUAGUCCAAUGGAGCAGAAGACUGGAAGACUAGAUCAACCGUCAGUCUCAAGAGAAGGGGUGACGACUUCCCGACCAAUCUGGAGAAGCACCGCUCUUGAGAGAAAGUUCUCAUGGCACGUUAUUGAAGCAAGCCCCGAACUCGUUUACUACCAAUGUUACGAGGACUAUCGAUGUGCUAAACUACAAGUACCCAUGGACUGGUGGCGCAACUCCUCACAACCAGGAAAGAAUAUCUCCAUCGCUGUCAUACGGCUACCAGCCAGGGUGUCAGUGACUGACCCACGCUACGGAGGUGCUGUGUUGACAAACCCUGGUGGACCUGGUGGUAGUGGAGUAGCCCAAAUGCUACGCAAUGGACGAGCAACCCAAAUCAUCGUCGACGCAGAAAUGAAUCCCAAUACCACUUCGGUCGGUUCGGAAGCCAGAUAUCACGACAUCAUCAGUUUCGACCCUAGAGGCAUCGCACAUACCACACCAGGUAUACAUUGUUUUCCCGAUUCACUGGCACGUUCGACUUGGACAUUACAGAACGAAGCCCUGGGAUUGCUCGGAAGCUCAGAGGAUUCAUUCCAUCGGAACUGGUAUCGUUCUAGGGCGUUGGCUGAAGGCUGUUCGGUAGCAACUGGUACCACGGAAGAUGGUUCUGAAGCCAUUGGUGAGCAUGCGAAUACAUCACCUGUGGCCAGAGAUAUGCUCGAGAUUAUCGAAAGACAUGCCGAGUGGGUGUCCAAGCAAGUCUCUUCAGAGACAAGUCCAGGAGUUGCUGAAAGACUUCGCUAUAUCAAAGGCGAGCCUAAAAUCAAGUACUGGGGCAACAGCUACGGCACCAUUAUUGGUCAAACCUUCGCAUCCAUGUUUCCAGACCGGAUAGAUAGGAUGGUCCUCGAUGGCGUCUGCAACGCCCAUGACUACUUCUUCGGCUCCUGGUUCAGCAAUCUCUCCGACGCCGAUCUAAUCCUCGAGCGCUUCUUCUUAUAUUGUUAUUCAGCCGGACCCGAAAAUUGCAGUUUCUACUCUGCUUCCGGUGCCGCUGCAAUCAAGCAGAACUACAAAGACCUCCUAAGCCACAUCUUCGAGCAUCCCAUGGUUGUGCCGAGCUCGCGAACCAGAGGACCGGAUGUCAUUACUUGGUCUGAUGUAAAGAGUAUGGUUAGAUUGGGAAUGUACCAACCACUCAUCUAUUCGCCGAUGGUAGCGGAUCUACUCACUUCGAUCUCUUCUGGAAAUGGCAGCUUGUUUGCCGAUUUCAAAGCCAUGUCGAACACUUUUACCUGUCCUGGUGAUGAAUGCACCUCUGCUGGCCCUUUCAGUGAUGAGUGCAAUCAAGAUGACAAUGGCGCUGAUGCUACACUUGCCAUAUUGUGCACUGAUGGUCCUGGUCUUGGGGAUAUCGAUGAAGAGAGUUUCCAGGAAUACUGGCAUGCUUUACAGCAGCAAAGCCAAGUGUUGGGAGACUGGUGGGCACACACACGACUAGGAUGUGUUGGGUGGAAGACAAAAGCGAAGAAUAGAUUCGAAGGCCCCUUCGCUGGCAACCUGUCUCACCCAAUUCUGUUCAUUGGGAAUACCCUGGAUCCGGUCACCCCACUAGCAAAGCAAGUUGCAAAAGAAAUGGCCCACAACUUCCCUGGCUCAAUAGUCCUACAACAGGAUUCCGAGGGUCACACAUCAUGGUCUUCCCCCUCCCUCUGCACAGCAAAAGCAACCCGCCACUACUUCCAAUCCGGCCUUCUGCCACCUCCAAACACAAUCUGCGAAACCGACCAUAAACCCUUCAUCAACACUUCUUCCCCAUUAGCACUCUUGACACUCGAAGAUAAGGAGUUGGUGGAAGCGAUGAAAGUCAUGGAGGAUACAGUAUUGCAAAACAUAGGAUUUAAACGGACAAGUGGUGGAUUCUAAAAGAAAAGAGGAGGAAA
This is a messenger RNA of Aureobasidium pullulans EXF-150, 1931 nucleotides long. RefSeq lists its product as uncharacterized. The coding region runs from base 1 to 1914 and encodes 637 amino acids. The transcript has 4 exons. The record is from RefSeq and is a predicted model, not a curated record. Lineage: Eukaryota; Fungi; Ascomycota; Dothideomycetes; Dothideales; Saccotheciaceae.